This is a messenger RNA of Lepisosteus oculatus (spotted gar), 3909 nucleotides long. It is a transcript of the gene pgpep1l, whose product is annotated as pyroglutamyl-peptidase I like. Gene Ontology annotation, biological process: proteolysis. Gene Ontology annotation, cellular component: cytosol. The record is from RefSeq and is a predicted model, not a curated record. Gene Ontology annotation, molecular function: pyroglutamyl-peptidase activity. Lineage: Eukaryota; Metazoa; Chordata; Actinopteri; Semionotiformes; Lepisosteidae.
CAAAAAGAAAUGACAUAAGUUGAUAUUUCACAUAUUUAAUCGCCAAAGAUUAUCUGCAAACAGUAUUUCAUGUUACAAUAUGUAUUUAUCGGCUACGGGGAGUCAGUUUAUCACCACAGCCCGAACACCUCGAUCAUUCUGCGUUUUAAUUUUAACGUUUAUCAGCGGGCGCUUAAGUGCAGCCCGAUUUAUUCGACUAGAAUUGAUUAAAAAGAUACAGCGUGUAGAGUAUGCUUGUAUCUAUACUGACAGCUGCAACAUUUACAUGUACACUAUGUUUUGAAAUGAUGUGCCCAGGGACAUUAAAAUGUUUUCCCCCGGGGUCUAACCGGGGACCUUUCGCGUGUCAGGAGAGCGCACCGGGCGGUUAAGUGUGCUGCAAAUGCGCCCCGUUUCACUCCUGGAAAAACCACAAACAAAAAUAUGGAUUUAAAUCGGAUUGAACUGCGUCGGUGCGUCUUUAGAGACCGCCGUUUGCGAGUCUUGCACUGUAGUUGUCAGCAAGGCGACAGAUUUCAGUUUUGUAGACUGUUUUGGGCAGGUGUCAGUAUGCGGCGCUUUCUUUCUAAAGGGGGUUUGAGCGAAAUCACAUACAAAUCGAGGUCGAAAUCAGCCAGGGCGCGCUCUAGCCCACAGCGCCGGUGUAAAAAGACCCAUUCAGCACAUCACCUCGUUGGUAAGAGCGACAUGGUCACGAGUUUUCCUGUCUGUAAACACAGCGGCGUGGAAGGGUCCGGCUCUGAAGCGCAGGUUGAUGUUCCCGGUAUAUAAACAACAGCGCGGCGGACCCUCUCACACAGACUGAAGCCCGCAGCCGCCGGCAGCAGGCUGGCUAAUUCACGAAUUCACUCGUCCGUGCACUGGCAAUCCGUGCUGGGAUGAUGGUUAAAAAAAAUAAGAUAUAUAGUUUGUCGAAUUGUAUUGUUAAACAGCAAAAUACAACAACACACACUUUAUAGUACAACUUAAAAUCACGAAUAAAUGGUGGAGGGGGAGUGCGGCAAUAUUUACGUCUCUUAAGAAAUCGGUCACCGCGGGAUAAGAAGUCCGGGUCCCCGCCGUGUGAAGAAGGGCGAGUGAAGGUUACUGAACGGGAUGGGCACCGAAGAUAAAGUCGUCGUGGUUGUAACGGGGUUUGGCCCUUUCAGACAGUACCUGUUCAACCCCAGCUGGCCGGCAGUUCAGGGCUUGAAGAUGUCAGGCCUGGGAGAAGAUGUGGACAUUCACAUUAAAGAGCUGCCAGUGAGCUACAGAAAAGCUCAGGAGCUAGUUGUCCUCCUGUGGAAGACCUUCAGCCCCCAGCUGGCUAUCCAUGUGAGAAUUGCUCCAGGAUCCAGCGCCAUUAUUCUGGAGCAGAGUGGGAAGAAUGAAGGCUAUAAAUCCCGGGAUGUGUGUGGCACCUGUCCUGCCGAUGGCCGCUGCGUGGUGGGGGGGCCAGGGAGGAUUGACUCUGUGAUGGACAUGAAAUCCCUGGCCAGGCGCCUGAGGGGCAGGGGGCUUGACGUCAUUUACUCAAGGGAUCCUGGGAGAGGCCUGAUCACACAUCUAAUCCACAAAGAUGCUGAACUAGAAAACACAUUAUCAUAUCAUCUCAUUAUACUGUACCUGUGCGACUUUGUUUACUACACCUCCCUCUACCAGGGGAAGGGCCGAGCCGCCCUCGUCCACGUGCCCGCGUCAGGACGCCUGGCCUCCACACAGACACUGGUGCCCAUCCUCAGGGACAUCGCCCACGCCCUGCUGCAGCAGCUCCAGGGAGCAGCAGGAUCAGAGGAAAGAUUAAAGACCGAUGCCGUGGAAACAUCUGGUGCCAGUGUGGUUAAGCUAUAGACCACUUUACCAUAUCCGAGAGUUAAUCGUAACCAGUCAAACGCCUUGAGCCUCAGGACAGGCUCUGGCAAGCUGUCACUCAAUAAUGGAAGGGCAUUUUUUAAUAAUAAAAAACCGACAUUCGGUAUUUAACAAAUAGGAGCACAGUCUGUUUUUGUUUAAAAAAGAACUCUUUAGCAGCUAGAUAUUACUGGACAGAUGUGCAAUAUUCUAAACAGCCUAUAUUUUGUUUCAGGUGGAUAUGGUUUUGGUUUGCAUGCAAUGUACUGCUCAUCAAGUAGGCAAUACAGGACUAACUUUUCCAUCAGUCUUUUUUCCCCACUGUGCAGGGUGGAAAGAGCUUCACCUUCCACCCACAGCAACCUCAACACACAUCUUACGCCCAGUCAUGAAUUCACAUCUCCAGCACCUAAAGGACUAGAGAAGAGUGUCCAAUUGGGCCUGUUAAGCUAAAGAUCAGUCAGGACCAGUUAAGACCUAGUUGCCCCAAUCCGGUACCCACAGGGCACAGAAACCCGAGCUAUCCCUCCAGAGGAGUGGUUGUCUGAAUACCCACGAGUCAUCUAGUGUGUGAUAUCCCACCCCCCCACCAUGAACAUCAGUCAACCUGUAUGGUGCAGGUCCGGUUGGUUGGAUUUGAGUAACCUGAUGGAAGGGUGAUCCGAUGUUCAGUAAAGUGGUACAGGGCUGAUGGCAUUUUACAUCCCUGUCCAAAAGGCGAUUCUUUUAUAAGAGGAAUCAAUUUACCUCAGAGGACUUGAGAACACUGCUCAUAAAUGAAAAACAUAACUUAGCUGAGAACCUUAACCUCUGAACUACUGCUCAUUGGAAGGGAAUGUGAGGCCCUCCAGUUACAAAAAACCCCCGACCUUAACACUCAUCUAGAAUAAGGAUCUUUUGAUGUCCCUUCUUGGGAUGCUACAGUAAAGGGAGCCAAUACAGGGGACAUGGAAAACAUGAACACAGGCAGACUCGAUACUCGGGUUGGAAAGGGGUUAUUUGCAGUAUGUGCAGCCCACAGAUUUAACCAUUAAAUUUCUAGCUUUAUUUUGGCUUGAAUGUACACCAGUUAGUGUCACUCCCCACUGUGCCUAGCCUAUUUUUAAUAACUGUUCGCUUGUGGUCUGAAAUGUUCCCAAACUACCAUGUACUGUGUAUAUAUAUAAAUAGGGACCCAGGCAAAGGUUAAUUCUCUAAGUCGCUCCACGUAUAGGGUGCUUAUAACAUGAAUCACUCCACGUGCACAGGGAGCUCAGUUGGACCAAACCACAACAGCUGCACACACUGGAGGUCACAGACUUCAGCAGCGCUCACUGUGGUCCUGUGCAUUAGGCUGAAUGAACCUGCACAGUCGGCAUGCUCAUCUGACACGGCAUGGUCUCUACAGGACCCUGUCCUCUGUGCCAAGAUGCCGUUUGACACUAGGGGUGGCUUGAAUAGGUCAGCUACUCCUACAGGCACUAAAGCUCCCAACACAUCAAGGAAGAUGUCAUGUAUUAGCACAGACUUCUGAACUCUCCCCAGACAGUGCGUUACACCCAUAGUACACAGAGCAACCCAGACAAGCACACAAAAGGAAUGUGCUGAGAUUCAUUACUAAAGUAAUGAAGGACGUGUGAGAAAUUCUCAACAACACAAGCAGUUAAGAUCAGACAAAUAUAAAACUCAUGACAGUUGUCUUUGCAUACAGAAUUUGUUUUUAUUUAACUUAGAUCUUGUAGUACUUUAACUACUAGAAAAAAAGCCAGAAUAAGAGAAACUAAAAUCCUCUUUUGUUUCAGCCAUUCAAAAUAGACAAAAGUUUUUUCCCCAUAAUGUAAAGAAUUCAGAAUAUAUUGAUAACAGGAAUAAAUUCUUACAACAGAAUAUACAAAAAAACAUUUGAAACUUUUUUCAAUCUACUGAAUCAUUUUAAUAUAAACACAGGAAUUUCGUAUGAAUAAUUUACACACAGCAAAUUCUUUGUAACAAAUUGGCCAUCUUCUUAAUUUUCUUAACAAGACAGGAAAAAAAAACUUGAAAAAAUGUAGUUUUCAAUGUCAGUUUUAUGAGGCUUCCCAGUGGUAAAAUUGAAGCACA